AUGAAUGCCAAGAACAACAUAUUCCAGAUCCUCCGAGAGGAAGAUAAAAUAAAGAGGAAGUCGAAACAACUGAAAGAGAGUCAACAGAAGAAGGAGAAUGAGAAGAAGGACAUCAGUAGCUUUUCCUUCGAUAUAAGCAAGUACACCUCCUGGGCCGACAUGGUGGACGAGUACGACGAGUUCUUCUACGAAGUGGAAAAACUGAAUGACCAAGAGAAGAACGGAGAAAAUAACAACAAGGAAAAGAAAAAAAAAAAAACGAAAAAAAAAAAAAAAGAAGACCAAUACAGUGAUGAAAGCAGUGAGGAAGAGAAAGAGAACGCCGAUCAAGUCGCACAGACAAACACCACCGAAAAGGAAACUAAAAAUAAUAAAUCCGCUACCACUCCUAAUGCAAAGAAGAAGCAAAAUGGAACUUCCAAUGGGAUUAACAACCUAAAUAAACAAAAACAAAUGGAGAAAAAAAAAAAAUACAAAAAGGAAAAGGAUAAAAACAAGCUCGAAAAUAUUCUACUUGAAUUUACAAACACAUAUAAUCCCCACGUGGAAAAGGAAAUGCAAGAGCACCUCAAUGGAGAUGAGUCAAAGGAGAUUACUGCUCCGGUGAGUGGCAAUGGAGGAGGGGAUACGCCUACCGGUGGAGAUGCGAAUGGUCCAGAGGUGGAGAACGAAAACGACGGAGAUGAUGAAGACAAGCUAAAGAAAAAGGAGAAGAAGAAAAAAAAAGACAAGAAGAAAAAAGAAAAGAAAAAACAGGAAGAACUGAACGAUUCACUAAAGAGGGAGGAGCUGGGUCAGGCUCCCCUUGCAGACAAGGUUGACGACGGAACCAAGGGCGAAGAAGGCACACCCCACCAGAAGGAAGAAACCCCCAUCCCCGCGAACGAAAAGUUAAAAAUGCUCCUGAGCAUGACGGCGAAGAAAAAAAAAAAACGGGAGAAAAUCGAUGACAUCAUUGCCAUCGUGGAAAGAGAGGAAAAUAUAAAAAAAAAACAACAAGACAAAAUUAAGCAGAAGGAGAAGCAGAAGUUAAAGAUGCUCCAAAAGUCUAUGCAGUGA
Molecule: messenger RNA, 1059 nt
Organism: Plasmodium knowlesi strain H
Lineage: Eukaryota; Apicomplexa; Aconoidasida; Haemosporida; Plasmodiidae
Product: conserved Plasmodium protein, unknown function
Exons: 3
Coding region: 1-1059 (352 amino acids)
Source: RefSeq, a predicted model, not a curated record